Messenger RNA from Naegleria lovaniensis, 1563 nucleotides. RefSeq lists its product as uncharacterized. The record is from RefSeq and is a predicted model, not a curated record. The coding region runs from base 1 to 1563 and encodes 520 amino acids. NCBI's taxonomy places the organism in Eukaryota, Heterolobosea, Eutetramitea, Acrasida, Naegleriidae. The transcript has 3 exons.
AUGUCUGGAUCACCAUCACCAAUUCGUUUGACCACACCAACAAGUCUAUUAAAUUCUUCAUCAUCACCUGCUCUUAAUAUUCUAUCAUCAUCUUCCGAUCUCAUCAACGAACACAAUGAUUCCAAUCCAACAGACUCUGAGACCAAUCAUAAAUUAAAGCCCCAAUCCAUCCCGAAAUCAUCCUCCAUGUUCAGUAUUCUUAAUAACCACCGAUUUUCAAUGGCUUUAAAUCCUUCCGAUUUUAAACAACAACAACAACAGCAAUAUCAACAACUGCAACAACCACAACAAUUACAACCAGAAGAAUUGGGCAUACUCGAUCGGAUGAGCAGACUUCAAAAAACACUUCGUGAACAAAAUCUAUUUCAUCAACAGUUACGAACCGAUAUCCAAAAUGCAUGUGAUAGAAUCAAUGGAUGGAGAAUGAAUUUACCAUUAAUUAUUAAUCAUACACGAUUGCAAUUUGUUGCAGUGGACAAGAAUUAUUCUUCUCAAACAAUGAUGGAGGGACCUUGGCUCGGAAGUGAUCCAUCCUUUAUGAAUAUUCUCCUCACGACUAGUGCUGCUGGCAGUCAUUUAUCAGCCUCUACCGAUGAUAUACUUACUCUGGUUCCAACAAGUGCUUCUGCAACGUCUAUUGCCAAAGCAACGGGUAAAAAGCUUUUUCAAGGCUUUUGGAGCUCCAAUAGUAGCGCAAGUGUCUCAAUUGGAAAUUCUCUCAAUUCAACAACAUCCAAUCUCAAUGAUAACAGUACGAAUUCAAAUGGAAGCUAUCAGCAGAGCUCGUCACUACUCAAAUUGGCUUCUGUUACUAAACCAUCAAGAAUGUUUAAAUAUCAUGAUAAGGAUCACCCUUUUUCAGUACUAAAACGACACUAUGAAGAAUUUAUUGAAUUUAUACGUCAGCAGCCAAAAUUAUUCUGCAGAAGUAUUAAGAAUUGGAUUUCCAAGCAAUUUAUUAAUCAAUUAAUUUUGCAAAGAAAAUCUAUGAAAAAUGUAAAAGUCUCAAGCCCAACCGAGACAUUGUCACCAAGUGGAUCCUCGUCCACUACUGAGGACUUUGAAUCUUGUGAUCGACUUGCUUUUAUAAUGAUUUAUUCGUUGUAUGGAAAUGCUGGAAAUCCAUUGGAGACAAAGUGUAUUCUAAAAUUCAUUAAGACCACAUUUGACAUUGUAUUUGAGAGUUGUUCUUCGGAAAAUCCUUUUGAAGUUUUUGAAAACAUAUUUCUGUACAGACUUGUGUUUCUCUAUUUACGGAGGAAAGGCAAACAUUUUAUCAAGAGUAUCAUGACAGAGCCAUUGUUUGAUUUGUUUUCAAACGAUGAUCUUGAAGUUCCUCUCGACAUUUCACCUGUCUCCUCUCAGCCAACAUCACAAGAAAAAUCAGAAUCCAACAAACCUUCUAAACCUCCCAUAUUGUUCUUUCAAAAUACCUGCAGUGUGAACACCAAUGAUGUGUCUCCAGUUUCACCUGACUGUGUCACCAGUAGUGUCUUUAAUACACAGCAACAGAUGAAACAACAGCUAAUUACACAAUCUAUGAUUGAUGCGAAUUUGUUGUAA